Juglans microcarpa x Juglans regia is the source of this 1689-nucleotide messenger RNA. RefSeq names its product probable beta-1,3-galactosyltransferase 8. Gene Ontology annotation, molecular function: hexosyltransferase activity. The coding region runs from base 298 to 1485 and encodes 395 amino acids. The record is from RefSeq and is a predicted model, not a curated record. Lineage: Eukaryota; Viridiplantae; Streptophyta; Magnoliopsida; Fagales; Juglandaceae. Gene Ontology annotation, cellular component: Golgi membrane. The transcript has 9 exons.
CAGGGCAGGGCAGGCAGCCAAAUAUAUUUCCCGAUUAAGAAAAUUAUGAACUAACGAUCGAUCGAAGAGCUAGCAGCCGGCAACUUCCUCCUUUUCUCGUGAUCUCUCAAUCCAGUAACUAUUAGCAGGAGGAGUAGUAGUACUGAUCCUGCAAUCAUAUAUACAAGCUGCUGCAGCCUUCCAUCGAUCUCAAGGCCGGACGUUGCUGCUAAAUAUCUGGAAGGAAGGAGGUUGCGGGACUGUGGCAUUUGAUACUUUCUCUGCUUGAAAACAGUGUUAGCAAUUGACAACGAGAAAAUGAGGGGAAAACAAGUUUCAGGAAAAACCAUAUUUGUACUUUGUCUUGCCAGCUUUCUUGCAGGAUCACUCUUCACUAGUCAGAUAUGGACUCAACAGUCUCAAAGUAAUGAAGCUCAGAUUCCCAACAUGCCAAAUCAUAUCAAUAGGCUCGAGGCAAUCACACAAUUAGAUUGUGAUCACAAAAGGAAAUUGGUUGAAGGAAAAUCUGUAGACAUUAUUGGAGAAGUCACAAAAACCCAUCAAGCUAUCGAGUCACUGGAUAAAACAAUUUCAACAUUGGAAAUGGAAUUAGCAGUAGCUCGUACCAGCCAGAGCGGCACUGCACUUCUUCAACUUCCAUUAGAAAAAGCCUCUAAUCACAGCUUACAGAAGGCUUUUGUUGUCAUCGGAAUUAAUACAGCUUUUAGCAGCAGGAAACGGCGAGAAUCGGUCCGAGAAACAUGGAUGCCGAGAGGAGCUAAGCUAAAGAAACUGGAGAAAGAGAAGGGAAUUGUUAUAAGGUUUGUGAUCGGACACAGCAGCACCCCGGGUGGGGUUCUUGACAAAGCAAUCGAUGCAGAAGAGGAAGAGCACAAGGAUUUCCUUCGGCUCAACCAUGUCGAGGGCUACCAUGAACUCUCCACCAAGACCCGCAUGUAUUUUUCCACUGCUGUCUCCAUCUGGGAUGCCGAUUUCUACGUGAAGGUGGACGAUGACAUCCAUGUCAACUUGGGUAUGCUGGUGAGUAGACUUGCACGACACCGACACAAACCCAGAGUUUAUGUAGGGUGUAUGAAGUCUGGCCCAGUUCUAUCUCAUAAGGGGGUGAAAUAUCACGAGCCAGAGUACUGGAAAUUUGGUGAAGAAGGGAACAAGUACUUCAGGCAUGCCACCGGACAAAUCUAUGCCAUCUCCAAAGACCUCGCUGCCUACAUCUCGAUCAACUUGCCCAUCUUGCAUAGAUAUGCGAACGAGGACGUGUCGCUGGGCUCAUGGUUUAUCGGAUUGGAAGUUGAACACGUCGACGACCGUUCCCUGUGCUGUGGGACCCCUCCAGAUUGUGAAUGGAAGGCACAGGCAGGGAACUUAUGCGCGGCAUCAUAUGAUUGGUCAUGCAGUGGAAUAUGCAAAUCCGUGGUGAGGAUGAAAGACGUGCAUAACUCGUGUGGGGAAGGAGAUGGAGCUGUUUGGAGCGUUGAUCUUUGAGUUCAAUCAUAUAUAUAUAUAUAUAUAUACACAUUAUUGGAGAGAGAGAGAGAGAGAGAGAGGCCUUAUUAGUUAGUACUAUAUUCCUCUUUUCUUUUGUUAUCAGGUCUUGCUGCUACUUUAGCGCAGGUUCCCAGCACACUUUUUGUUUGCCAUAUUUCGUAACAUAUUAGCAAGAGAUAUUGAUAAUUGAACAAUAAAUUU